Cyprinodon tularosa is the source of this 2740-nucleotide messenger RNA. It is a transcript of the gene taz, whose product is annotated as tafazzin. The record is from RefSeq and is a predicted model, not a curated record. Gene Ontology annotation, biological process: inner mitochondrial membrane organization; cardiolipin acyl-chain remodeling. NCBI's taxonomy places the organism in Eukaryota, Metazoa, Chordata, Actinopteri, Cyprinodontiformes, Cyprinodontidae. Gene Ontology annotation, cellular component: mitochondrial membrane. The transcript has 11 exons. Gene Ontology annotation, molecular function: 1-acylglycerophosphocholine O-acyltransferase activity. The coding region runs from base 167 to 955 and encodes 262 amino acids.
GCAGGAGGCAGUAGGAGCUUUAGGUAGCUCCAAACUGUCGUUAAACCGAAAAAGAAGAUGCCGAGAAGUAGGAAGCAGCAGGAGAAGAAGAAAAAGAAGAAGUAAAGGUUAACAAGAUUGAUUUUAAAGUGACAGUGAGUGUAGGUAGAACCUCUGGAGAGUCAGGAUGCCUCUGGAGGUCAAGUGGCCCUUCCCACAAUGCCCCGCACUAGCAUGGAGGGUCUCCAGCUCCUUUGUUAUGGGAAUGGUCGGCACGUAUUCUUAUAUCUGGACCAAGUACAUGAAUUACCUAACAGUCCACAAUCAGGAGGUUCUGUUGGACCUGAUUGACCACAGGCCGUCAGACACGCCCCUCAUCACCUUGGCCAAUCACCAGUCUUGUAUGGAUGAUCCACAUAUCUGGGGAGUUCUGAAGCUCCGGCAGCUGUGGAACUACAAAAAGAUGCGCUGGACGCCGGCAGCGUCGGAAAUCUGCUUCACCAGAGAGCUUCACUCCAGGUUCUUCAGCCGGGGAAAGUGUGUUCCUGUCUGCAGGGGCGAUGGUGUUUAUCAGAAGGGCAUGGACUUUAUCCUAGAGAAACUAAAUAGAGGAGAAUGGGUUCACAUUUUCCCUGAAGGAAAAAUCAACAUGACUGAGGAAUUUAUUCGACUUAAAUGGGGUGUGGGUCGACUAAUAGCAGAGUGCUCGCUUAACCCAAUCAUCUUGCCACUUUGGCAUGUAGGUUUGACUGACGUCCUGCCAAAUGUGACGCCCUACAUUCCUCGAACGGGGAACAGAAUCACCAUCCUGGUGGGUAAACCUUUCACUGUCAAAGAGCUGGUAGAGUCCCUCCGAGCUGAAAACAAGAGCCAGAUGGAAAUGAGAAAGACGUUGACCGAUUUCAUUCAGGAGGAGUUCAGGAACCUGAAAGCCCAGGCUGAGGUUCUUCACAGACAGAUAGAGACCAGAUCCUGAGAUCCAGUUUACCUGCAAACACCGAGCGGCCCUUAACCUGCAUCAGAGGGUAAAACCUUCAAUACAGGAUGAGUUUGGACACCUGAACUUUUACUUCGGAUGAGCUCCGUGACACGCUGGAUUUUGUGUUAAAAUGUGAAAAGAACACCUUUCUUGAAUGAGUGUUUUCUGUACGUUUUAUUAUACAUAAACCCAACUGUUUAAGAAAAAAUGUUUUAAAGUAAUUUAGCAAAUGUAAUUGUUAUGAUGACUGAAUAUUUUGGGUGAAUGUUGGAUCCAGACAUUGUUUCUGCAGCAGAUUAUGAAUUAUUUGUUCUUUUUAUUUUCAGCACUUACCUCUUUAUGAACCGGUGGUUCCCAGCUCAAACCUAACCUGUGCCUCUGAGACAUUUUUACAUUUCUUUGUCAUCAGAUUUUUUUUUCUAAUAAUUGAUUUUAAACCAUUUCAGUCUUGAUUUAGCUGUCAGUAUUUAGACAUGAUUGGAACAUAUUAAACUCUGCAGGUUUUAAAACUUUGAGGGAGUCAAACAACUGAUGUCAGACUAAUGGAACCAGUUCAUUACAGACCUUUAUAAAGACGAUGAUUCAAUCUUAUUUUAUCCUGCUUAAUUCAUUUAUGUUUGUUUGGAUGAUAAAGUUGGAGAACUUUACAUUAAGCUGCUCUUUAAGACACCAAUAGGUAUUUGAAGCAUCCAUGAAGCGAGGACAGCGUCCUGCUUUACCAGCGUGCCAAAGCAUCACUUAUUACUAUUCAAGGCGUGUUAUUUAUAUUUACCAAUAUAAUUUAGAUUUUCUGCUAAAUUCUCUUCCCUCUUCCCAAUAAAAAAAUAAUAAAACACUGCAACAUGAGUAGUUUGACCAGGAGUAAAGUGUUAUGAAUUUGAAUUGAUGGUUCAGACAUUCAGUUUACACCAAAAGUUGUACUUUGUCUUUAAGGUUUUUCCCUUUAUAUGCUUCUAACCGUUUUUAAACGUCUGAAUUUACUACAACUUUUUAUUUUUAUUUUAAUGCAGCAGUUUCAGUUUAGAGUGGGAUAAUAUAUGCUUUUGCAUUCAUGUGUUAGUUUUAUGUUGAUUUAAUCUCAUGUAAAUGUAUACGUCAAAGCAUCUUUUUAUUUUAAGUUAAUUCCUUGCCUAACCUACCACUUAUAAAAUAUAUGUUUUCUGUCAAAUCACAACCAAUCUAAACACAUUAAACUGUAUUUCUCUUUUCUUUUUUAUAUCGCGACCUGAAUUUUUCAGUGAAAGCUCAUAAACCAGGAUCUCUUUUACCUGCUUUUGAUCCACGUAAAGCACAGCAGAGAAUGCAACUUAAAAUGCAACAUUAAGGGAAUGGUUGUUCCACUUAUGGGUUAAGGAAUUAUGUUUCGUUUGGUUUGCUGUUUUUACACAGUGAUCGAUACUUUUCUCGUCUGUGUUUCUGUCUGAAUGCAGAUAUCUAUUUAACUCCAUGUUGCUGCAGUCAUCACUAUCACAGCUCUGGUGUUCUUGCCUUUACAGCCUGACAACUGAACACCAAGCACUGAUCCGUGACAUUCUUUUUGGUGUUUUAUAAACAUUAUAUAAAGUUUAAGGAUAAUAAUGCCAAUAUGGAAAAUGUUGGAUAUUCUUUAAAUCUAUCAACUUUUUAAAAUCUGCCGUAGCUUUGAUGCGGAAUUUGUAUGACUUCUCUGGCUUCUCAUAAGGGAAAGAAAAACAUUCAUUUGCCUUCACUGUCACCUUUCUGCCAUUGCCACUCCUUCCAGCUGUAUGCUUUGAAUAAAGCACCUGGCUUCUUAAGCUGUAA